Molecule: messenger RNA, 3753 nt
Organism: Styela clava
Lineage: Eukaryota; Metazoa; Chordata; Ascidiacea; Stolidobranchia; Styelidae
Product: gamma-tubulin complex component 3 homolog
Biological process (GO): cytoplasmic microtubule organization; spindle assembly; microtubule nucleation
Cellular component (GO): spindle pole; gamma-tubulin complex; microtubule organizing center
Molecular function (GO): microtubule minus-end binding; gamma-tubulin binding
Source: RefSeq, a predicted model, not a curated record
UCUAAUAUAGUAUCAUCUUUAAAUAAUAAUGGCAACGAAAAAUCGAAAUCAGCCAACUCCUGAAGUUCUAAUUAACGAAUUGUGUGUAUUAUUGAGUGAUGAUAAUCCAAGGCAUUCCCAGAAGUUGACUGCAUAUGCAUUAAGAAUGCUAUCGGACCUUGGAGACCAACCGAUACCGAACUGCAAUGAAAACACUGUUAUUGAUCGCAUUAAACGAGAUUUGGCCACAAGAGGAAUGCAAGAAAAAGCUGCCAAAAUAAGUGAUCUUUAUAGAAGACUUGCUGCUUCAGGUCGAAUACAAAACCUUUGGUCUGUCUUAUACCUUCUGAGGAGUUUGUCAAAAGAUAAAUCUAAAAAUUACACAAAAAAUACGUUGCUUUUUCGACAGGGCCUUGCUAUAUCGUCAACACCACUUAUGGAUUUGACUCCACCAGCAAGCCGUCUGCAUUCCUCUGGGAAUGCCAGUAGUGGAUUUGGAACUGUUAAUAGUCAAGGUACUAUAAGAUCAUCAAAUAGUGGUUUGCCAAGUAGCAUUGAUACCCCUGCAAACGAUUUUCAAAGUAUGUCUCUUGGUUCACGUCUUGCAUGGGGAAUAACACCUUCUACAGGAUACAAUUUGACAUUGAAAACGGAUCCAAGUACAACUGUACAAAGCAAUGAUGGAAAAUAUAAAUCCAGUGUUCAGGACAAGUCAAGGGUUUCAUCAUCAUCUUCUCAUAGCAACAAGACAAAAGUUCCUGUGAAUAGAAUUGCAGACAGCACUCUACUUCGCGAACUUUUGCAUGUUUUUCGUGGCACUGAAAGUGAAAAUAUUAAAAUGAGUUCAAGAGAAGAUGCAUUUCGAAUCACUCCGAAAGCAACUGUCGAUAAGCGUACUGCUCAAAUGGUUCAUAAACUUGCAGAACUAGGCUGGUUGCAUAACAGAAUAAGAAAGUAUAUUGAUAAACAUAGUAAGGAUUUAGCUUUCGGCUUAGUCGGUCAGGCUUUUUGUGCAGCAUUGGUUCAAGAGUUGCAAGAGUAUUACAGAUUCUUAUCUGUAUUACAGUCCCAAUCAUACAAAGAAGAUCAGGGUUUUGCAGGUGAUGCUGGGAGUCGUCUAACUUUUUACAAACUCUUGGAUUGGACAUCUGAACCUAAAGAGAGACUGCAAUGGGUCGCUAUGCUCGUAGAUAAUUGUAAGGACAGGAAAGGUGGUGCCUUGGCAUCCACUAUUCAUGCUUUUAUGCAAACUGGUGAUGUUAGCAUGCGGUUGUUGACAAAACGUCUUUUGGUCAUAUCGACGCAACCAAUUUUUUACAUUUUGAGUCGAUGGAUUUAUGAUGGUGAACUACAGGACACAUUUCAUGAAUUUUUUGUUGCAAUGGAUCCUACCGUCAACAAUGAUCGGUUGUGGUAUGACAAGUAUCACUUGAGACAAUCUAUGGUUCCAUCAUUUAUGACAGACAGUCAAGCAAGAAAAAUUUUACUUGUUGGAAAGUCUUUGAAUUUUCUUAGGCUGGUUUGUCGUGAUCGUACAGAAGUUGAUAUCAGAAACAAACAAGAAUUUCAGUUACCUGAAGAUGCACAUUUGGACAGUACGUUAGAUUUUGGCACAGAGUUGCAAGAGAGAGUGGACGAAGCUUAUGAGGCCACUAGUCGUUGCCUUUUGAAUGUCCUGAGCGACAGAUACAAACUUCUGACCCACCUUCGAGCAAUGAGAAAAUUCCUCUUACUUGGUCAGGGUGAUUUUGUUCGACAUUUACUAGACUUGUUGCAUGACGAUUUAGCGAGACCUGCUGGUCAAUUGUACAGACAUAACCUGAACGGCCUCGUUGAAGCUGCUGUCCGAGCCACAAAUGCACAAUUCGAAGAUCAAGAUGUUCAGUCUCGUUUGAACAUACGUCUUCUGGAAAUAAAUCCAGGCGAUACUGGAUGGGAUGUUUUCAGUCUUGAUUAUCACAUCAAUCAACCACUGAGUACAAUUAUCACUCCUGAUAUUAUGCUACUUUAUCUCAGAUGCUUCAAUUUUCUUUGGAGAGCAAAACGCAUGGAACACAAUCUUGCUACUAUAUGGACAGAUACAAUGGAACAAUCCAUGAGACUUUCUCCUCACUUGCCUGAACUUAGAGGAAUACUUCACAUGUGCCACACUCUUGCUGCUCAGAUGGUUCAUUUGGUUCACCAAAUUCAGUACUAUAUUGCAUUCGAGGUUUUGGAGUGUUCAUGGGCAGACUUGCUGAAGAGGGUUGAAUCUGCUAAAGACUUAGAUGAAGUAAUUGUUGCACACAGACAGUUUCUUGAAGCAAUCAUGAAGAGAUGUUUACUUGAUCAAGGAUCGCAGAAUUUAUUGACGCAAUUACGUUCAAUUUUCGAUCAGAUUGUCUUAUUCGAGACUUUAAAGGGUAAAAUCUAUGAGAAAGCUAUGGAUGAAAUGACGAGACGAAAUCGUUAUGAGAAUUUCGACAAAAAGGGAAUUUGGAGUGAGGAUAGCGUAGAAGAGGCAGAGGAAAUUGAAAAAAGAAGAGUUUUCAAGAAAGAAAAUGUUCCAAAAAUGAGAGCGCAAUUGAGUAUACGGGCUCAAACAUUUCAGGAUAUGGUAAUCAAGUUUCUUGGACAACUCACUUCACAUGCUGAUCCAAAUCUACGUUAUUUGAGUCAAAGACUAGAUUUCAAUGACCAUUAUAAACUCAAAGACCCUACCUGGAAACUCAGAGGAAUUACCAAAGAUAAAAAAUGAUUGUCGUCCACUUUACCUUUGUCUGUAACAGGCUAGGAUUUCACUUAUUCAAUUCUGGAAAACUUUUUGCAUCAAAUUUUUAAUAUUGUUGAGGGUGCCAUUCGUCAGAUUUUUUCAGGUUAUGGGAAUACAUUCAUGAAUUGAAACAGUUCUUUUUUGAGAGACACUUUUAAUUCAGUAGCACCUGUUUUGGUAAGUUUUUGAACACCAUAAAGUAUUUAGAUCGUACUUCUGAUCUGUUAUAUUCAUCCACUGUACAUUAUUAUUUUAUCAAUCCAUAACAAACAUUAACAAAAGUAUAUGUCCUGGGAAUAAACUCUUUAUGUGGUCAAUGCUACUUCGGCUAGUAUUGGAAAAUUCUUCUCCGACGUAGUAGAAUUUGCAACCAUGUCUUUCAAUUGCUGUAAAUAUACUCCUGACAUUGUCUUUGAAGUUCAUUUAAAGAUGACUCCAAGUUGAUGGAACUUCUUACCCUGAAUCACGACUCCAAAUAGGGUGUAAAUCCCAACUCCAGCUCACAGAGAACUAUUUUUGAUCAUAAAGACUUUGCGAAUUCAAGACAUUUUUUUGCCUAUUCAACUUGAUGCAUCUGACUUCGAUAAUGUCAUUAGAAGUAUUUGAUUUUUUGAUAAUGAAGGUCGGAAAUAUGACUGUAGCUCAGUUUCCAAUUUUUCUAAAAUCUCAUCAAACUGCAUUUUGCAACCUGGUUUGCAACAUCUCACUUUAGAUUAUGUUCUCGAUUUUAUCAUAAUAAGUUGAUGUUGCCAAUGAACAAUUUAGUCCUGGCACAUUUGUUGACCGAGAAACCGUUUGUUUCUUAGGUGAAUGGGAUAUUCAUUCAUUGUAUCUACCGGUUUUGGCUGGAGUUCAGCUAACACUCGGACAGAAAAGUUUGCAGACUUCAUUAGAUUUAGUUUUCCGAAAUGCAGAAGUGUUUGCAUUUGCCAAGUUUGGGACUUAUUUCUCCAAACCGAUCUAUUUUUGCAUGACUACAUUUUUCAUUCUUGUUUAUUUACAUAAAUUUUUGAAACCUUUGA